Telopea speciosissima is the source of this 1783-nucleotide messenger RNA. Its product is annotated as probable CoA ligase CCL7. Gene Ontology annotation, molecular function: CoA-ligase activity. Lineage: Eukaryota; Viridiplantae; Streptophyta; Magnoliopsida; Proteales; Proteaceae. The record is from RefSeq and is a predicted model, not a curated record. The transcript is spliced from 6 exons. The coding region runs from base 47 to 1681 and encodes 544 amino acids.
UUCGCGGAGAACCCAAUUCUUCUUCGUUCUCUGCAUUCCACUAACAAUGGAGAAAUCAGGUUAUGGAAGUGAUGGGAUUUACAGAUCCCUUCGUCCUCCAGUGGUCUUCCCCGAAGACCCAAAUCUUUCUAUGGUUCCUUUCCUAUUCAGGAACUCUUCUUCCUAUUCCGAUAAGCUCGCACUUGCCGACGCCGAUACCGGCGAAACCCUCACCUUUGCUGAGCUCAAAACCAUGGUCGCCAAGGUCGCUCAUGGCCUACUUCGUUUAGGAAUCAAGAAAGGCGAUGUUGUCCUCAUCUUCGCCCCUAAUUCCAUCCAAUUCGCUCUCUGUUUCCUUGGCAUUGUCGCUCUAGGAGCCGUUGCUACCACUGUCAAUCCUCUUUACACCAUCGCCGAGCUCUCCAAGCAGGUAAAGGACUCUCAUCCCAAGCUCGUCAUAACAGUUCCUCCGCUCUGGGGCAAGGUCAAAGAUUUCGGUCUGCCGGCGGUGAUGUUGGGUCCUCUCAAUGCUCCGCCGGCGAUUUCCUCCGGUGCUGGAAUCGUCACUUUCUCCGACCUGGUCAACAUGGAAAAAGGAGCCGUCUUGGAAUUGCCCAAAUCUUCGAUCAAACAGACCGAUACGGCGGCGCUCUUGUACUCCUCUGGCACUACUGGGACGAGUAAAGGCGUCGUUCUUACCCACCGGAACUUCAUUUCUACCUCUCUCAUAAUGACCGCAGACCAGGAUUUCGCCGGCGAUAUGCACAAUAUCUCCCUCUGUUUCCUUCCGAUGUUUCAUAUAUUCGGACUCUCCGUCAUUACCUAUUCCCAGUUGCAGAAGGGCAAUAUGGUUGUCACUCUCGGGAAAUUCGAUUUUGAGUUGGUUUUGAAAGCAGUAGAAAAGUAUAGGGUGACCCAUAUGUAUGCAGUUCCACCAGUCAUGAUUGCUCUGGCCAAACAUAGUUUGGUCAAGAAGUACGAUCUCUCGUCUCUCAAGAACAUUGGUUCUGGUGCAGCUCCUCUAAGUAAGGAGAUAAUGGAGGAGUGUUCCAAGAACUUGCCCCACGCCACUGUUGCUCAGGGUUAUGGGUUGACCGAAUCAUGUGGAGUUGCAACAUUAGAGAAUCCAAAUGUAGGAACUCGCAAUUCUGGUUCAUCUGGGCAACUUGCUUCAGGAGUUGAAGCAAAAAUUGUUAGUGUGGAGACACCAAAGCCUCUUCCUCCCAAUCAAUUAGGGGAAGUAUGGAUCCGAGGACCAAAUAUAAUGCAAGGUUAUUUCAACAAUCCUAAGGCCACUGAAGAAACAUUAGAUAAUCAAGGUUGGUUACACACUGGAGAUCUUGGAUAUUUCGACGAAGUAGGACAGUUAUUUGUUGUUGAUCGAAUAAAAGAGCUCAUUAAGUGUAAAGGAUUCCAGGUUGCACCAGCUGAGCUUGAAGGACUUCUUCUUACUCACCCGGAGAUAUUAGAUGCUGUUGUUAUCCCAUUUCCUGAUGAUGAAGCUGGUGAGGUCCCUGUUGCAUAUGUUGUCCGGUCACCCAACAGCUCACUAAGCGAAGAAGAUGUUCAGGAAUUUGUUGCAAAGCAGGUUGCCCCCUUCAAAAGAUUGCGUAGAGUAACAUUCACAAGUAGUGUUCCAAAAUCAGCCUCUGGAAAGAUACUUCGCAGAGAACUUAUCGAGAAAGCCCGAUCCAAACUAUAAGAUGCUAAGAUUAUGGUACCACCCAUAACUUCAUCUUUUUUAUUGUUUGUCACCAAAAAUGAGAAGAAUCCAGGGAGGGAGUCUCUGCAUACCAUUCAGGUG